AUCUUCAUCGCCAUGGAGUUUGUCGAACACGGGGAUCUGCAGCAAUAUGUUGGACGCGCAAUGCCAGAACCUGAAAUGCAGCUGAUUGUGUCUCAAGUGCUCGAGGGUCUGUCGCACAUGCACAAUUUGAGCUAUGCACACCGAGAUUUGAAGCCUGCGAACCUCUUGGUAUAUCGUAAAGGUCCUCAAUGGCAUGUCAAGAUCGCAGACUUUGGGCUGAGCAAGAGACUCACUGAAAGCCUGUCGUCCUUGCACACGAGGGCCGGUACGCAUGGUUUUAUGGCGCCUGAGAUCUUGGGAUUGCUUCAUGACGACGACGAAGACUCCGACACCGAAUCUGGGCCGUCAUAUACCAAUGCCGUCGAUGUUUGGGCCUUGGGUGUGAUCACCUUUCAAUUGCUGACAACCCAGCUUCCCUUCGCAGCCGGUGAU
Zymoseptoria tritici IPO323 is the source of this 432-nucleotide messenger RNA. RefSeq lists its product as uncharacterized. The annotation marks the transcript as partial. The transcript is spliced from 2 exons. Gene Ontology annotation, biological process: mitotic DNA damage checkpoint signaling; protein phosphorylation. The record is from RefSeq and is a predicted model, not a curated record. Gene Ontology annotation, molecular function: ATP binding; protein serine/threonine kinase activity. Gene Ontology annotation, cellular component: nucleus. Lineage: Eukaryota; Fungi; Ascomycota; Dothideomycetes; Mycosphaerellales; Mycosphaerellaceae.